AUGUCAACUUUUGCACUUGGGAGGUUGGCACAGGACUCACACAAUCAAGCUGGCAUUGCUUACAAUGGAGGUAUAGAGCCUCUCCUCAAUCUUCUUGUCACAAAUAAUCCUUCUGUCCAACACAAUGCAGCUUUUGCUCUUUAUGCUCUUGCUGAUAAUGAGAGACGAAGGUUAAAGAAACCCGUUCCUGCCGUUGAAACUCGUCUUAAAAUCAGGAUUAAGACUACAGCUGGGAGGCCUCCGCCUGUAGUCAUCAACGAGCCUACUGAACAUGAAGUGAUUGCCAAGAUAAACAAUCCUAGCGAGAGUGAUAACUCCAGUUCUAGUGCUGAAAUCCCAGUCCAGGACACUGCUGGCACUUCCAAACGAAUUCCUACUCCUGUCGAGGACUAUGACACCUUCUUGAAUAGUGAAGGGGAUCCUACCUAUAGGCCCACUUCAGUGAAAGGCUCUUUCAUGAGUUCAGCUGACGAAGUGAAUCAAACUUCCGAACCUCAGCACGAAACCAUAAAAGAAGCCGAUGAAGAAGAAGCUGUAGGAAACCAAGAGGUGACUAGGGUUCCGUUGGUUGAUGUGCAAGAGAAUGAAGAGGAAAGUAUCCCUGUUGCUGAAACUGAAAUAGAGAGGGAGAAUGUAGAAAUCCAAGAGGCUGAUGGUGAAGAAGGUUUUGCUGAAGGAAACAAAAUCCUCCAGGCACUGAAGCAAUUCCAGAUCAGUCUUCACAAGGAAAGUCAGUACCAGGGCAAGGCACAAAGGAGAAAUCUAGAGGAACUGAAAAGCUACAAAAACUAG
Molecule: messenger RNA, 792 nt
Organism: Vicia faba (fava bean)
Lineage: Eukaryota; Viridiplantae; Streptophyta; Magnoliopsida; Fabales; Fabaceae
Source: the annotation of a GenBank genome assembly